Leptidea sinapis is the source of this 1889-nucleotide messenger RNA. RefSeq lists its product as uncharacterized. The coding region runs from base 141 to 953 and encodes 270 amino acids. NCBI's taxonomy places the organism in Eukaryota, Metazoa, Arthropoda, Insecta, Lepidoptera, Pieridae. The transcript is spliced from 4 exons. The record is from RefSeq and is a predicted model, not a curated record. Gene Ontology annotation, cellular component: extracellular matrix.
GUGGGUACUGCUACCACCAUAUCGAGGACAGUGGUAAGUGGUAGGUGUUAGGUUGCCGGUGGUGUGACCGUAACAUUAAGUCGUGAGACGCGGCGCUAGACACGCGCUUUCCUGUCUGUGAUAACAUUGUAUUGAUCAUUAUGAUAAGAUUCGCGACUUUGUUAAUCAGUUUAAUAUCGAGUGCAAGAACGAUCGAUGAUCAUCCAUUUAAAUAUUCAGUAGCCUCGGACGCACAGAUACGACAGGCGAUAGAGAAUAGAUAUGACGACACCGGCCCGGCAGCCAAGAGUCCAGAAUAUGCCUACAACACGUACAGCAGCCUACAGGAAGCCCUGGUGUCCUAUGUGAAUGAUCCAGACACCAAACUGCCUCUGAGUGAAAAGAUGAAAUUCGAAAGGUUUGUUUCACAGGGAGGUCGCCAGCCGCCCAUUAGGGAAUUACCGAAAACUGUGGAGGAAUACACAGGUUUUAUGAAGCGGCCGAUACAGCAAAAGCCGGAUGACCAGCCUAUAGUUCUCAAUCGAUACCAGUUGCCGGAAAGGCAGAUUUUCUACCAUGACCCGAAGACCCACGUGGGGAUAUUAGAUCUACGUGGUGUUACUAAUUUGAAUUUACCAAGCUAUCAGGAGAGGCCAGAGCCUUAUUUACUACAUACGGAGCAACCUUUGAGAGUGGACCAGGUUAUCGCAGCCACUCCUCGUCUCCCAGAGGUGAGGCCGGCAGCGGAUCACGACCAGUUCAACCCUCACCCGCAGUACAGCUUCUCCUACGGAGUCCACGACAAGAAAACAGGAGACUCGAAGUCAGCGCACGAGUCCAGAGACGGCGGGACUGUUCGCGGGUACUAUACCUUCGUAGACGCGGACGGCAAGCAACGCACGGUGCUAUACACGGCUGAUGAUGAACUGGGCUUCCGAGCCACCGUGCAGCGUACGCAGACCAACGCACAGUAGCAUCACUGACAGCAUCAUGCAGAACCGCGCUAUAGAACUUAAAACUAAAGUAGAUAAUAUUCAUGAGACAUUAUAAACAUGAGACAUAAACAAAUAAAAUUUUAAAAACUAAAUUUUAUGAACGAUGCGGGACUCGAACCCACGAAGUCCGGCGUUCCGUGCCGGUGCUCUAACCAACUAAGCUAACCGUUCGAGUGACGUAUCGUUAUAAAAUCUUGUAUGCUUUGUUCAACUCUCAGGUUGUGGCUUCAUCUACAUGAUCUACUUUAUAAUUGAUAGCCUGCUCAACCCCAAUAUUUGCAUAUUAAGAAAUACUGAAUAAAUAAAUAGGAUAAAGCCACAACCUGAGAGUUAGUAUACAUAUCACGAGUGUAGAGACCUAGCUUGUCACGCACACCAAGCUAAUAAACCUGGCCUAUUUACGUCCGCGUCGGUUCUCUAGCUGCACGAGGCUCUAUCUAGAUACAUAAAUUAUCUAGGCGUCCUGAUAUCUAGCUUUUCAAGCUCUAAACGGUGUCAUUACCCUUAGAUGUCCAAGUGUGAGACCAGCCAAUUUCUACGUCAGACACAGGAGCUGAGAAUAAAUUAUUUCGAACCCAAACGAACAGUUGGUUUUAAUUAAACGAAUUUAUAUUCAACGUUUUCUUGCUAUGCAAAUAAAAACAAAAUGGUGGUACUCUUUUAUGAUAGAUAAAAUUUUAUAGGGCUUAUGUAACAAUAUUUAUUCAUUUCAAUUAAAGUAUGACCAGCUAUGUAAAUGGAAUGAUGUACAAUGAUACUGAACUCUUUUUGUUAAGAAUUUUGUACAAAGAUAUUCUAUACAUUAUUAUAUUUAAGUAAACCAGAAAUGUGGUUGUUUACCUUUAGUUUGUGUAAGCAUUAUUACAAUGGUAGUAAAAGUUUUGUAAAUAUUUUUGAUAAAUAAUUAAUAUAAAA